This is a messenger RNA of Polypterus senegalus (gray bichir), 8303 nucleotides long. RefSeq names its product EMILIN-1-like. The coding region runs from base 544 to 3753 and encodes 1069 amino acids. The record is from RefSeq and is a predicted model, not a curated record. The transcript is spliced from 8 exons. Gene Ontology annotation, molecular function: protein binding. NCBI's taxonomy places the organism in Eukaryota, Metazoa, Chordata, Cladistia, Polypteriformes, Polypteridae.
UCAGGCGAGGGACCGAGUAAGCAAGCGGCGAGAAGUCCCGCAGAUGGAGUGCGUGCAGAGUGAGGAAAAGGAAUCAAAGAUCAGCUAGCGAGAUUUUAAAAUUACCCAUGAAGGAGAACCGAGCAAAAUAAAAUAGCCGAGCUCAAAACAUUCGUGGAUGAUCUUGAACUUUUUUUGAGUCUUAUGCAGAUGCAGAAGAAUAGAUGUAUGCACACUUUAAAACGAAGCGGAUUGGUAAAAAGUUGAAUCAAAUAUCGAAAGCCUCCAAAACUAACUUUCUUCCAGGGAACCAGUUUGGACUCGGCGAAACUGCUUUAUUGAUUGCGCAGACACGGGAGCUUGGUGCAAUAUGGAUUUGUAAUUAUAUUUGUUCAGAGGAUUUUCUUUUAUCCUGUUCCUUUUUUUGGAAUUUGUUACGUUUGCAACUGGGUUCCGUACACGGAUUUUCCUUUUCCAGUUAUUUCUUUUACUUUUUGUUUUGACAUAUUUAAGACAUUGCUUGAUUUUUUUUCACGAACGUAACAAACUUUUAUUAGGGUAGGAAUGGAAGGAAUGGUCCAGCAUUUAUUCUUGUUUUAUAUGAUCUUUCUCGGAGGCGUGUGGAGUGUCACCUACCCGCAGAGAUACAGCCUGUACACUGGGCAGAACCAACUAGCAUCGGCACAGGCGCAAAACGGGCAUCGGGCUACCAGCAGGCACAGGAACUGGUGUGCAUAUGUGGUGACCCGAUCAGUGAGCUGUGUAGUGGAGGAUGGUGUGGAGACCUACGUAAAGCCAGAUUACCAGCCAUGUUCUUGGGGACAGAUUCAGUGUCCUCACAUUGUGACGUACCGCAGUUUCAUGAGACCAAAGUAUAAAUUAUCUUACAAACUAGUUACUGAACUGGAAUGGAAAUGCUGCCAUGGAUUCUCAGGAGAUGACUGCAGUGAAGGACCAGCAGAGGGACAGUCUCAUGACACCAAGAUCACCACACACCGGCCAAGACCCAAACCACGCCCAGGACUGUCAGGUUCAAAACCAACAAUUACGCAGAUUGGAGGGGAGGGAAGAGAUGAUUCUGAUAAAGUGAAGCAGCUGGAAGAUAAAAUACAGAUCCUUACUAAAGAUCUUCAUAAUCUUCAAUCCACUUUGCAUGGGAUGAAUGAAAAAUUCCAGGAAGAAAUUCGUAGAACGCUAACCGUCAUCAAUGGGAAACAACCUGCUGAUGCUCCACAGAUGAAAGACACCAUACAUGAUAUUCAAACAAGGUUAAAUCAACUGGAUAUACGUAUUCAGAAACAUGAUGUAGAUUUGACCCAUUUGAACAAUCAUUCUCAAAAUAAUGGAGAGAACUGGGGCAACAUCAUUGAUUAUUCAGACACGAAAAUGAAUCAGAAAAUGGAAGAUAUGAGAGGUGAAGUACUAAAUGAAUUGGAGAGAAAAGUCAAGCAGUCUUGCUCAGCUUGCCAAUCCAGUUUGGAGGACAUGAAGAGACAACAGACAAAAGACAGAGAAAAAAUUAGUAGCUUGGAAAGACUCAUCAACUCUUUGGAACAAAGAAGCAGACAAUCCGAGUGCUGCACCGAAAUGAACCACUUUAAAACUAAUAUGAAGGACAUUGAAAACAGGCUAAAUUCUUUGUCAACGGCUUAUGAUACUUUGAAUAUCCGUUUUGAUAAUGAGUUUGAUGAAUUCAACAAAGACUUGAUUCUGAACAUUGAAAAGAAAAUCAGUGGACGCCUUGACACAUUAGAAGGCCAAUGUAACAAUACGGAAAAAAACACAGAGAAACAUUUUCUCUUAGUUCAAAAUGACUUGAACGAUAAAUUUCAUAAGGAAAUCAAUGACCUAAGGUAUGAGUUUACUGAUAGAAUGGAUGAGACUGAAGGAAAGCUGUCCAGUAUAAUGCAAAAUGUUGGUGGCUUGAAAGAUAAAGUCUCUGAACAUGAGGAAACAUUAGACAGACUCUUUAUUACUACAUCUGAUAUGGAAUAUCAGCUGGGAUCUGCUGUUAAUAUCUGCUCUUCAAUAUGUGAGAAAAAAGAGGAUUCUUCAAAAAUGUCUGACAUUGUAAAGAAUCUGGAGUGGAAAGUAACAGCUAAUGAAGGAGAGAUUAAAAAUUUUAGAACUGUUUUUAAAGACCUUUCAGUCUCAGGGGAUUCACUGAGGAACUCAGUUGUUGAUCUUAGUCAUGAUGUCAGGAAGCUAAAGGCAUUCAACGGAGCCAGCGCUGGUGACUUAAAUAAGGUGGCUGAAGAUGUUCAGAACCUUCAGAAUGAAUUUGACACUUUAACAUCUACUAGUUUUACAAUCUGUAAUUCUGUGAAAGACCAAAUGAUCACUCACCAAAACCAUACAGAGAUUUACAUUGAUAAAUUGUCCUCUGAUCUGAAUAAAUUACGCAAUCGUGUAGACUCUGGAGAUACCACGUGCGCUCAAGUAUGCUCUAAUCUACAAGAAGAAGUUGGUAAGUUAAAGGAAGAUGUAGAAAAAUGCAGCGGACAGUGUAAAAUAAUUCUGAAUAAGCCAAACAGAGGGGAAGAAGGUGAAAGCGAUCCCUUGGAUGGACACAGUGUCAUCAGUGGAACAUCCAACGUCAACCUAAAAUCGAUUCAAGGAGAACUUUCUGAAGUCAUCCUGUCCUUCAGCUCAAUUAAUGAUACACUGAAAGGUCUGGAGCAUACCGUACAAAAGCAUACAAGUGUGAUCCAUGACUUGGGUACUACUAAGGAUAAAAUUAUUUCUGAAAUAGACAAAAUCCAGCAGGAGGUGAAUGAACAUAUUGAAGACAGUAAAGGUAGAUUUGAUCAUGUUCAUCGGGAGAUUCAUCGGUUUGGUAGCAACUUUAUGGUCGAAAUGGGAGACUGUAAACAUUCAACUGAUGGCCUGGAAAAAAGGAUAGCAAAAAUGGAGAACCUUUGUGGCAAGCUUGACACAGUGUCAGGAAGCUUAGAAAAAAUUAAGGAUGGCCUAAACAGGCAUGUAUCAAGCCUUUGGAACUGUGUCAAUGGGUUGAAUAAAACAGUUACUACACACAAUGCAUACUUCGACACUAUCCAGAACACACAGCUCCAUGGCAUUAAUCAGAGACUGAACAUUCUGAACAGUUCCCUUCUUCAUAUGUUCUAUGAGUUUGAAAAUUUCACUCUGCAAGAUUUCCAAGGUCUACCUGGCCCACCUGGACCUCAAGGUGAGAGAGGUCUGCAGGGGCCAAUGGGCCCAACUGGUCCUCAGGGUCCCCCUGGUAAAGAUGGAACCCCAGGCAAGCAAGGGCCACCAGGACAAAUGGGUCCCCCAGGCCUGAGAGGUGAACAGGGUCCUCGUGGAACAAAUGCAGAUAUUCCCAAAGUGGCAUUUUCAGCAGCUUUACAAAAUGACCAAAUGGCUACUGGCACAGUCAUUUUUGAUAAAGUCCUAGUAAAUGAUGGAAACUUUUAUGACGAUUCUACUGGAAUAUUCACUGCACCUGUAAGUGGACGUUACUUCUUCAGUGCCAUUCUGACAGGCUUCAAUAACGAGAAGAUUGAAGCAGUGCUGUCUAAAUCCAACUUUGGAAUCGCAAGAGUGGAUUCUGGUGGAUUUCAGAUCGAAGGACUUGAAAACAAACCCAUAGCUGAAAACAAACAAACACCUGGCUCACUGGCUGUCUUCAACAUCAUCUUGCAUUUGAACGAAGGAGAAACAGUCUGCAUUGACCUAGUCAUGGGCAAACUGGCAUUCUCUGAUGAGCCGCUUACAAUUUUCAGUGGGGUCCUGUUAUAUCAAGAUGAGUAGUGCUGCUCAGUACUGCUGGAAAGACGGCUUUUGUUGUUGUUUCAGUUGAUAUCUAAUAAAAUAAUAAACACAGGAUGAUAAUGGGCUAGUGGAGCAUGCCAUAUCAUAAAGCAGAUACAAUUCUGAAAAUAAGCUGUGGAAUAGCUGACACUGAGACAUGCCUUCAUCUUACCUGAUUGUCCUACUGGCUCUAGUGGAUUUUAAUUCUUCUGAACAAUUUUUCCAUUUGACUUUUUGUAAUUUUGUAUGAUGAAGUUUCAAAAACGAAAAAAUGCAUUGCUGUAAAGAAGGUUGAAAAGUUCAUAUUUUUACUUCCAAGCUUUUAGGUAAUUAAAACGAAAGUGUAUAUUAUUUAACAAAGAAUUUCACUGCCAACUCCUGGUCCUCUAGUAAUUUUUCUUGUUUUUUCUUUCUUGUUUUAGAAUAGCAAAUGUAAACAUUUAGAAACAGGCCAUGCCAACCACUAAUAAAAAUAGCGGUAUCUAUUUUUUGUUGCUCACCAGGCAAAAGGGGUCACACAUAAACUUCAUCAUGUUAAAGCAAAAACAAGGCAGACAUUUUUAUGUUCCAAUUCUUUUGAUGUUACAGAGCUUUAAAUGUUGUGUCUGAAUUGUUUUGUGGCCUUUGUGUUCAUUUUUGUCAGGUUAGACUGUAAACUAAACACUUUGAGGAUACGUUUGAGAAAUAUUUGUUAUUUAAUCAUGCAUGCUUUCACGCUUGUAAAAUGGAGAAAAUGUUACUUUACGUUUACAGCUGUUGCUAUUAAAGUAUUGGGCUGCCUACAAAGCCAUUAUUAAGGGUUCUGUUUACUGUGAAAACCUGAAGGUUUCUCUGGUAGCCAUAUAAAAAGCAAAUUUGGCAACAUUUAAAUGACUUGACAGAGAACUGAAUUGUAGAUAGAAGUGGGGUCUGGCUGUUACAGUUGUGACUGAAGGUGACAAUAUAAUGAAAUAGUACAUGUCUGAAUGGGGAAAACUGAACAAUUUGCUUAACUAUAAAUUUAAGUCUUAUUUAUAUUCUUUAAAUACUUUCCCUCAAAAAGGAGUUGCAGUAUGGGCGUUCUCCUGUACUGCUAAAAUAUUGGACCUUGGUGAGGGCAUUAUAUUAAUAACCAAAGAACACUGAACCCGCCACUCAUGGAUGCAUGAAACACUUUUACUGGAGUCUAUGCUUACAAUAUAGCAUAUAGUUGAAGGACCAUAGGAACACUGGAGAGCAUCUGUUUAAAAAUGAGUCCUUCAAGAGGACAAUUCCAUUUGCAAAGUCCUUUUUCCAUUUGCCAGCCUUUUGUGUAUCUUCCUUUUAUGCAUAGAAUUGCUUUGAGAACAUGGUCCUGCGGCCAGGUUAUAGCCAAUAUCUCCUUUUGUACUCUCUUUUAAGCAAUAUUAAGAUUUUCUAAGCUACUAAGAUAAUUCAAAUCUCAAGAAAGGUCCACUUUUUUAAAAUAGAAUAAUAAUAAUAAUAUUAAAUAUGUCCCACAUCUCUUCAAUGAACCUUACUAACACCUAUAUAUGAUUUUAUAAUACAAGUGUAGAAUGUGAAACAAAGAAUACUCUUCAUUCUUUACUUAAGUUGGUAACACUUCAGUUUAGAUAUUGCAAAAAUGCAUCUAUUACUCAUUUACUCUUAUGUAGCAAGACCUUGACAAAGUCUUCUUUUGGUCUUCAUGACACUUACGAAACAUCAGCAUAUUGGUUAUUCAUCUCUGUGGAACGUGACAUAAGGACAUGACGGUAAAAUUACUUGAUAAUAUGGAGGAUUCACAGGUCUUAUACCAAAUAUGUAAUAUGAAGAGAAAUGUGUCUCAGUUAAGCCACCUCAGACCAGCCAAGUGAAGUUUUGUUAUUAGGUCACAUUGCAGAGAUGAAUAAACACUUUACUGAUGCUUUGUAAGAGUUAUAAAGACCCAAGGAAGUGCACGUUAAAGUCUUGUUACAAUAUGGGGAAUGAGAAAUAGACGCAUCUUUGCAGUGCCCAAACUAAAGUGUUACCAUUAAGUCUAACCAGAUGCACCGAGCAGAUGAACACUAUUAUAUAAAUAAGUAAAGGUCUGUUUAAAGUUAAAUGUAUAACUAACUUUAAAGAAGGAUGAGUUUAUAAUAAUGGAAGUAUGAAUUGUUCUAACAUCUACAGAAACUGAUAAAAUCAUCCAUCCAUUUCCUAAACUGAGUAUCUGCUGGAAAUGCUGGAGCUGAGAGGUGCUAUCUCAUUACACGUGUCAUGAUUUUCUCAUUACUAUUAUUUUUUGGUUAUGUUCUGUCCUUUUUGAUUCCGUUUGCGUAAUAUUCUUUGCUUUCUGUUAUGGUAUAUUUAUUCUAUCGCUAUGACAGUGACAUUACCACACCACCAUUUUUAAUUGUGAUAUUAUCACAAAAGACACCAGAUUAUGCUCAGUUUCAUUGGCCAUAUUACAUAUAGCAACAGAAUCCAUUGCUACAAAGUGUCUGCUACCAUUAUUUUGCCUGAUGUCAUUGUAGGACCAGUAUUUAAGAUGGUGGCGCAGUAUGUUCACUAUCUACUUUUAUCUAUAUUUCAUAAAAAAAAAAGCAAUUUAAUGAGGGAAACGACUUUUUGCUUUUGUUUUUGGCUAAGAUUUUUAACACACCAUUUUUGAACUGCCUCCAGAUUUUUGUUCCUUCUAAUUUUGACCUUUUGCUUUCUAAAUGCUAUUCUUUCCCUAGUCUCCCUUUGUCAGUUCUAUUUCCUGGCACAUUAUUUUCUUUCUUUCUUUCUUUCUUUCUUUGGCUUUGAGCUCCUCAGAACACGGGACUUUUACUCCGAUACCUACAUUUUGGUGUAUUUUAUUAUGUGCAUAUUCUAUCACUCGGUAGUUUUAGGAAUAAGAGUCUUCAGACGUUUCAAGUCUUCUGAAAACUGUAUGCACCACACUUUAUCAUAUGAUAUGCUGUAUUAUACAAGAAUAGACUACGUUUGUAAAAUAAAAAGGCGCCAACCAUUUAUUGACAUUUAAAAGGACAAUGGAUGGGUGUCCACGGCUAACAAGAACCUAGAAAAAUGGGUUUCCGCAAAUUUUGAUACUUAUGCAAACAUUUACUAAGCAAACAUUUUUUCAGAACAAACAUACUCUUGUUAAAUAUGUAGUCUUUCAAAAGUGUCAACAUUAAGACUGCAUUUCUUGAUUACUUAUCGAGUAUGUUUUAUAAAGGGGCACUGGUAUAAUUUAAAAACACUUUAAUAUAACAUUAUGGUAGGAUUGCAUAUCAUUCCACUUGUGCUUACGAUAUUGACUUAACUCUCUUCUGUAUCAUGUUAAAAUUUAUAUUAAUUGUGAUCAUUUGUGAACUUUCAAGUAACAUGACACUGUAGUGUAGAUGGAAAAAGAAUAGCAGUCCAACCCCUGAUUUGACACAACAAUUGAAAUCAAUCAUUUAGACGAAUUUUAAAAAUCCAUAUAGAACUACUCAGGUAAUAAUUUAACAUAAGAAAUAUUUCUGAUUAAAUUACAAUAAGCCACAAUAUUUUAAAAUCAGAAAUAUUUCUAAUAAAAAUCCACUAAGCCACAUUCCUCUCUAAUUCUUUAUUGUGUUAUAAUGAAUCUUUUAGCAAUAUAACCCUAAAGGUUCAGCACUGCAUAUCAUCUGAAUUUCAAUAAAGUGACUUGUAUUGUUUGUUUAAAUACUAAAGAAUUUCACUGUAGAACUGUGUAACGAUGAAUUCAAAUCUUAAAAAGAUACUAUGUCAGAAAUAAUAAGGUAUGUGACUUUAAAAAAAAAUUUUGCUUGCAUUACGCACUGACAUAAUUUUAGAAAAUACUUUAUGAACAGCAUUAAUUGGCGCGUAACUCUUAAAAAUAUUCAAUUAUUAAGCGCAAACAGAUACACAAAGAAGCAUUUUUAUAGCACAACAUAUCAAAUCAGGGGUAUACAUUUUCAAUACCCGUGCCUUUCUAUGUGUGUCUGUGCUCACUUGUGCACUGUAUGCUAUUCAGGGAUAUUCAAAUAUAGCAGGUUGAUUUUAAAAUGAAGAAUUGUAUUUUCAGUGACUUAGCUUGGUAAUAUUACCUGUUUUCCCAGUAUCAAAGCUUUUAUUAUUUAGUCUAAGGUGCAUAUCUGCAGACUCUAUAUACUACACUGUACAGUAAGACUUCACUUUUCCCUAAAUGGUCUUGUAUAUUAGUUCAGAGGCAGCAUUGCAAGGGAGUAUUAACUGUUUAUUUAACUCAUUUGCAAAUGUUAGAUGUAGCACAAUUAAAGCAGAAUUCUUAGAAUUUUCUGCAUUUACAGUAUGUUAGACAUUAGGAAGUUGUAAACUGUUUCCAAGUAACUCUGUUAGCAGCCACCAUUCAAAUAAAUUUGUAUCUCUAACAGAGCUCAGAGGCUUUUUCAUUGAUGUACUUAUUAAAUCUGACUAUGUGAAAACAGAAAUGUGUCUUGAGAUUGUACAGGUUUUCUAAGUCUGUGACAAUUUUUGUUGUAAGUGUAUGGAUUCCUUUUUUAUUUUGCAUCCAAAAAAUGUAUAUUGAAGUGGAAACACUCCAUAAAAACGUAUCUUAAAACUUGAAGACCAAAUAAAAGCUUUCCAAUUAUUCA